CCCCCGCUCACUUUGGGAUCCCGAAACCCUUGAACAAAAUGGCGAAACCUAAUAUGGCCGUUCCGGAGUGAUUGACGCCCAAAUAACGUUCUCUCUCCCUGUCUCUGUCUCUCUCUUUCUCUGUGUCCUUGUGCGUGCGUUUAUGUCCGUUCUGCUUUUUGUCCCCCCUCCCCCCUUUGGAUGUUUGUUUUCAGACCGAGUGUGUCAGCAGCCAGGACUUUCUCUCUGGGUUCCCUUCCAAAACGCAGCCACCGCUGUCACCAACCUCUACAAAGAAAGCGUGGAUACCCAUCAGCGAAGUUUUGAUAUUGGAAUUCAGAUUGGCUAUCAGCGACGCAAUAAGGAUGUGUUGGCUUGGGUUAAAAAACGCAGAAGAACUAUUCGCAGAGAAGAUUUGAUCAGCUUCCUGUGUGGAAAGGUUCCUCCACCACGAAACUCUAGAGCUCCCCCAAGACUGACUGUAGUGUCCCCUAACCGAGCUACUUCAGCGGAAACUAGCUCCUCUGUAGAGACUGAUUUGCAACCCUUCCGGGAAGCCAUAGCUCUGCAUGGUCUUAGUGGUGCAAUGGCUAGUAUAAGCGUGCGUUCGAGUACCCCAGGCUCUCCUACACAUGUAAGCAGUGGAUCGAAUGCUAGUCGAAGGAGAAAUGGACUCCAUGAUGUCGAUUUGAACACUUUCAUAUCAGAAGAAAUGGCACUCCACUUGGACAAUGGUGGAACUAGAAAGCGUACCUCAGCCCAGUGUGGCGAUGUCAUUACAGACUCACCAACCCAUAAACGCAACAGAAUGAUCUAAACUGCAAACAUUUUCACACCCACCAUGCUGCUUGAAAGCCUCUUGAUCCUCAACAUAUACUAUUAUUGCAAAGGAAACAUGAGGCCAUCAUCCCUUGUUCACUGUUUAAGACAAGUGAAUUCUAUAGUGGUUGCCAUAAAAGGAAAUUCUAGGGAUUUACAGUAGAUGCCUCUUGUAACUAUGGCUUCCUCAAAACUAUAAUCCUAGCAGAGGACAUCAGAUAUCGUGUAGUCAUUAGCGAGAUCAUCAUAGGCAAACAUAUAUCCGUUCCAAGGCUAAAAGUGACCUUAACUGUAUUUAUUCUCAAAGGGAAAGGAAAUAAUCAGAUUUUUAUUUGGUUAUAGAAUGCUUUUUUUUUCCUGGUCCAUUUCCUGCUGUGUUGAGAAUUUUGCUUGAACAGUAUUGCCAGGUUCCUGAAAUUGUCUAAAAAAACAUGAUUUGGCUCCCUUGUCAAAUCUGCAGGCUUCUAUUUUUGCAGCCACACUGUACCAUGCACCUGAUUUCUAUUUAGUAACAGUGUGCAACUUCUAAUUAUCAGACUGUGCCCUGUUUUUAGUUUUCAAAGCAGUUUCUAAUUUUGGUGAUUGUGUGAUGUAAAGAGGUGCUAUGAUGGUCAUGCGAUUAAUACUUAAUAUUGAAACAAUACACAGAACUUUAUUGGAUUCACUUUGUGUGUGUUUGUGCUCUAAAAAUAGCAAUAUUAUUAAACGGCCCCCAAGUUAAUCCUGUAGGCUUCAAAUACUCAAUUUUAAGACAAAUACUACUUUCCGAGGUACUUUCCUUACGGUCAAUGUAAACAUGUAGACUGCAUUCAAGGUGACCUAAAAGAGGUCCUGACCUUUGAGAACAAACGGGCUCCUGCACUCUGAUUCAGUAUUAGGGAGAUGGAUGGCGGUAGGUAUUCUAGUCCUUCAUGUCCUGUGUUACAUUUUUCAUGGUUGCCCAACUUUGUGCAGUUUUCCUUGUGGGUGGACGAUGAUAAACCUCUGUUUUAUCAACUAAUAAUGUGAUCACAAAUAGCAAAACCUUAAUUAUUCCUGUCCCUCCAUUCCCUCUCCUAAGAAGUGGUUUGGGAUCUCAUUCUAAAAAGGAUGAAGUCGCAUGGAGGUUCUCUAGAUGUUAGGUAGACCUAAAUAAAAGUUCUCAAUAGAGUCCUCUUUGAGUAAGAUAUAAGACCUCUGUAGCUACAACUUUUUAGAGCAUGUUUCAUCUCAUUUUUAAUAUCUUGAAUGAUAGUCUUUUUUAGAUGAAGAACUGAUGUCAGCCUGCCAGGUACUGUAAUUUAUUCUAUCCUAUUAUUAUAUAUCAAGUAGGACA
This is a messenger RNA of Fukomys damarensis (Damara mole-rat), 2113 nucleotides long. RefSeq names its product chromosome unknown C16orf72 homolog (gene Hapstr1). Bases 143 to 796 code for a protein of 217 amino acids. NCBI's taxonomy places the organism in Eukaryota, Metazoa, Chordata, Mammalia, Rodentia, Bathyergidae. The transcript is spliced from 3 exons. The record is from RefSeq and is a predicted model, not a curated record.